UGUAAGUGUCUCCGCCUGUCCGCGGGGAGAGGUGGUAAUCCGGGGCAAUCCGCAGCCGGGUGGACUGUGGGGACCCCAGGCUUGCGCCCAGGGUGCCGGUCCUCGCCGUCCGCGUGCCUCGUCGCCAUGCCCCGGAAAAUUGAGGAAAUCAAAGACUUCCUGCUCACCGCCAGGAGAAAGGACGCCAAAUCUGUCAAGAUCAAGAAAAACAAGGAUAAUGUGAAGUUUAAAGUUCGAUGCAGCAGGUACCUUUACACCUUGGUCAUCACAGACAAGGAGAAGGCAGAGAAGCUGAAGCAGUCCCUGCCCCCAGGUUUGGCAGUGAAGGAACUGAAAUGAAUCAGGCAGGCCGAUUUGAACUGCAUUAAAGUGUUUACAAAGCC
Molecule: messenger RNA, 383 nt
Organism: Marmota monax (woodchuck)
Lineage: Eukaryota; Metazoa; Chordata; Mammalia; Rodentia; Sciuridae
Gene: Rpl38
Product: ribosomal protein L38
Exons: 5
Coding region: 127-339 (70 amino acids)
Biological process (GO): translation; protein-RNA complex assembly
Cellular component (GO): cytosolic large ribosomal subunit; ribosome
Molecular function (GO): structural constituent of ribosome
Source: RefSeq, a predicted model, not a curated record